CAGAGCCUGUUGCUGGAGGGCGGCCGCGGGAAAGCGGUAUGGAAUCGUAGAAGCGAUUCUCGCGAGAUGUAUAGUUGCCGUGGCCUCCAGAAAGGGGCGGCGGUCUAGAGGUACACCACGUGGGGAUAGUCGGAGCUGAAUCUCCGGCCGGCGUCCAGUUGGGAUCUAGGUGAAAGUUGGAACCGUGGAGAUGCGGAAGGAAACCCCGCACCCCCUAGUACCCCGGACAGUCCGCGAGUGGAACCUCCCGCCUAAUGCUCCCGCCUGCAUGGAACGGCAGUUGGAAGCUUCGCGGUACCGGUCCGAUGGGGCGCUUCUGCUUGGGGCCUCCAGCCUCAGUGGCCGCUGCUGGGCCGGCUCCCUCUGGCUUUUUAAGGACCCUUGUGCCGCCCCCAACGAAGGCUUCUGCUCUGCUGGAGUCCAAACGGAGGCCGGAGUGGCAGACCUCACUUGGGUAGGGGACAGAGGUAUCCUAGUGGCUUCCGAUUCAGGUGCUGUUGAAUUGUGGGAGCUGGAUGAAAAUGAAACACUUAUUGUCAGCAAGUUCUGCAAGUAUGAGCAUGAUGACAUUGUGUCUACAGUCAGUGUCCUGAGCUCUGGCACACAAGCUGUCAGCGGUAGCAAAGACUUUUGCAUCAAGGUUUGGGACCUUGUUCAGCAGAUGGUACUAAAUUCAUACCGAGCUCAUGCUGGCCAGGUCACCUGUGUUGCUGCCUCUCCUCACAAGGACUCUGUGUUUCUUUCAUGCAGUGAGGACAAUAGAAUUUUACUCUGGGAUACCCGCUGUCCUAAGCCAGCAUCACAGUUGGGCCGCAGUGACUCUGGCUACCUUCCUACUUCACUGGCUUGGCAUCCUCAGCAAAGUGAAAUCUUUGUCUUUGGUGAUGAGAAUGGAACUAUCUCCCUUGUGGACGCCAAGACUGUAAGCUGUGCCCUCAGCUCAGCUGUGCACUCCCAGUGUGUUACUGGGCUGGUGUUCUCCCCACACAGUAUUCCCUUCCUGGCCUCUCUCAGUGAAGACUGCUCACUUGCUGUGUUGGAUUCAAACUUUUCCGAGGUGUUUAGAAGCCGAGCCCACAGAGACUUUGUGAGAGAUGCUACUUGGUCGCCGCUCAAUCACUCUCUUCUUACCACAGUGGGCUGGGACCAUCAGGUCAUCCACCAUAUUAUGCCCACAGAACCUCUCCCAGCCCCUGGACCUGAGAGUGUUGCUGAGUAGAUUGGAUUUAAGACAAAAAGCAAGUCCCCCCAUGAGUAUCCACUUCUUUGCCCCUGCCUCCUCAGCUUAUGAGACAACACAGGAGCCUUCUAUAGUAUGUUGGUACGCUAGAUCUGUGCAGUUGCCAUGAGCAUUGUCUCCCAGCCCGAGAAAGGCUGGAUUCUGGGAUCCUGUAGUCACAGGGAGGAAAAACUUUCUUGAAAAUGGAUAUGUAUAUGUGUCUGAGUGUGUGUAUAGAUCUGUGGUUAUUGGUGGGAGGGAAAUAAAAAUAUCCACCCCACAUACUCCCUGAGCACUGCCCCGCCCUCUCGCCAAAAAAAAUUGAUAAAAGUGUUUUUUUCCUUCCCAUGUAACUGUUUAUGAGGAACUGGCCAUGUCUGGGUAGGGUGUGGGAUGUGGGUGUCCCUGGAUUCUUGGAACCAGCUCUUAUACUACGCAUAGGGAUCGAUUUUAUUUUUUUUAUAGCAGUUAAGUCACCAUUACCAUGGGAAAUGCUUCCAAUCACAAAAAAUCAGCCCACCUCACUUUGAGAAAGGCAGGGCAUGCCACAGAUUUAUAUAGCUCUUUGCCACUAAACUGAAUCAGAAACCCAUUUUCUGGCUGAAUAUGAAGUUCGGCUGGUAGCUGUGUAAUGCCCACUCCCUUCCCUCUGCUCCUCAGUGGCAUUGUGUAUAUGAGAGAGGAGUGUUUUUCUGUGAUAGAUGCCAUAGGGAAAAGUUUGGGGAUGAUGGAGAGCUUAAAUAGGGCAUCUCAGUUAAGUUAAAAAUCUGGCAUUAACUGUUACAGAGAAAUCUUCACUACUUUUCCUAUCUGAAAAUGGCCUGGGGCUUGACCUCUUCUGCCUCUGGGCCCUGUUCCCUGGAUAUAGAAAGUCUGAGUGCUGUAUUUGUAGACUCCUAAGGUUUUUAAACCCAGCAUCAGGAAGAGAAUCAGAAAUACCGGUUGGUAAAAUAAAGAGUUUAGGCAUCGUU
Messenger RNA from Lemur catta (Ring-tailed lemur), 2190 nucleotides. RefSeq names its product WD repeat domain 77 (gene WDR77). The coding region runs from base 191 to 1219 and encodes 342 amino acids. Gene Ontology annotation, biological process: oocyte axis specification. NCBI's taxonomy places the organism in Eukaryota, Metazoa, Chordata, Mammalia, Primates, Lemuridae. The record is from RefSeq and is a predicted model, not a curated record. Gene Ontology annotation, cellular component: methylosome. Gene Ontology annotation, molecular function: protein binding. The transcript has 10 exons.